AUGUAUAGAGUAGCAAGCCCUUCGGAGUAUUUAGUGAUUACUGGGAUCGGGAUAGACGACAUAAAGCUUGCGAAGAAGGCAUGGAUCCUCCCGGGCCAGUCCUACAUCAUAUUCGACAUGUCCCCAGUCAACUACACUUUCGAAGUCCAAGCCAUGAGCUCCGAGAAGCUCCCCUUCAUGCUCCCUGCGGUCUUCACCAUUGGCCCCCGCAUCGACGACACCCCCAGCCUCCACAAGUAUGCGAAGCUCAUUUCGCGUCACGACAAGCUCUCCAGCCACGUGAAAGAGCUCGUCCAGGGCAUCAUUGAGGGAGAGACGCGUGUCCUCGCUGCCUCAAUGACCAUGGAGGAGGUGUUUAAGGGGACAAAGGAGUUUAAGCAAGAGGUGUUUGAGAAGGUUCAGUUGGAAUUGAAUCAGUUCGGGCUUUUGAUAUAUAACGCAAAUGUCAAACAGUUGGUGGAUGUUCCUGGACAUGAGUAUUUUAGUUACUUGGGGCAGAAGACACAGAUGGAGGCGGCCAAUCAGGCUAAAGUUGACGUGGCUGAGGCGAGGAAGAAAGGGGAGAUAGGGUCCAAGGAGAGGGAGGGGUUGACGCUGCAGAACGCGGCGAAGAUUGACGCUGAGACGAAGAUCUAUGCGACGAAGAGGGAAGGGGAGGGAAAGAUGGCCGAGAUAAAAGUGAAAGCAGAGGUGAAGGUGUAUGAGAAUGUGAGGGAGGCUGAGGUGGCAGAGGCGAAUGCUGAGCUGGCGAAGAAGAAGGCCGGGUGGGCGAAGGAGGCGCAGGUGGCGGAGGUCGAGGCCGCGAAGGCGGUGGCAUUGAGGGAUGCGGAGCUGCAGACGCAGGUGGAAAGGAUGAAUGCCUUGACCAGGACGGAGAAGCUUAAGGCUGAAUUUUUGAGUCAGGCCAGCGUUGAGUAUGAAACAAAGGUACAAGAGGCAAAUUGGGACUUAUACAACAAGCAAAAGGCCGCCGAAGCAAUUCUUUACCAAAGAGAGAGAGAGGCUGAGGCACAGAAGGCAAUUGCAGAAGCAGAGUUCUAUGCUCGUCAACAAGUUGCAGAUGGAGAAUUUUAUGCAAAGAAAAAAGAGGCUGAGGGUCUCAUAGCCCUUGGACAAGCCCAAGGUGCAUAUCUACGCAAUCUUCUGGACGCAGUUGGAGGCAACUAUGCAGCCAUGAGGGACUUCAUGAUGAUCAACAGCGGCAUGUUUCAAGAAAUUGCUAAAAUUAAUGCCGAAGCUGUGCGUGGACUUCAACCCAAGAUCAGCAUUUGGACUAAUGGGGCCGUAGAGGGUGGCGAUGGUGGCAGCAACGGGGCCAUGAAGGAGGUUGCUGGAGUUUACAAGAUGUUGCCACCAUUGUUCAAGACAGUUCAUGAACAAACUGGAAUGCUGCCACCGGCUUGGAUGGGCACUUUGCCAAAUUCUGGUUCUAACAAUUGA
Messenger RNA from Prunus mume (Japanese apricot), 1440 nucleotides. Its product is annotated as flotillin-like protein 4. NCBI's taxonomy places the organism in Eukaryota, Viridiplantae, Streptophyta, Magnoliopsida, Rosales, Rosaceae. Gene Ontology annotation, cellular component: plasma membrane raft; plasma membrane. The record is from RefSeq and is a predicted model, not a curated record.